AUGUUAUGCUCUGCAGUACCUAUUGCUUUGGGAACAGAUAUAGUAAAAUUAUCAAAUCCAACAUUCACUACAUUAGAUUGUGUGGCUAAUGAUGUUCAGGGCAAAAUACAAGAUUUGUGGCUGGCUGUAUGUGCAGAUACUGCUGACUGCUUUUCUUCUACAUCCCAAGCAAGUCUGAUUGACUUUACCAUUGGAAGUGACUCUACUUGUGAAAUUGGGGAUACAGGUUACUGCAAUGGACCUCUGCCUUCUAAUACACUAUUCAAAAUUCUUGUCAUAAUCUGUAAGAAUGCUGGCUGUGUUCCAGUAUCUUCUGAACUUGUUGCAACGAAAGGUGAAGAGGCAAACUACACAGCACUAGCCAUUGGUUUAGGAAUUGGACUUCCUUGUAUUAUUAUUUUAAUCAUUGUUGCUGUUAUGUGUAUAAAACUACGCCUCAGAAAUAAGAAGUUAGAAUCUAUGAGGAGACAAGAACCUCUCUACAACACACCAAGCAGAACUUUUCAAGAUUACCAUCUUUAUGGUGUUGCUAAUGAUAACAUGACUCCAGUUGUCAGUGAACCAGAAGAAGUCAGCCAGUUAGCAAGAAAUGAAGAUGUCUAUCAAGAAAUACCUGACUACAAUAACUUUCCUGAUGAAAGAUUUCAAAUUUAUCAAAAUAUUGAAACUGCAGUUGAAAGAAGUUAAUGGACAACAAUUGAAAAGCAAUAUUCACGACUAGGACAUGAUAUUCAAUUGCAUAUAGUUUUAAAUAAUGAUGGAUGGUAUAGAUAGGUAGGGACUACUGUAGUCUCUGGUGAAAUCUGCCAAAAAUAAAAAGUACUAUUCAUUUUAAUUUUUAUAUUAGUUAAUAACAUGGUAUGACUUUAAUUUUACUAUUUUUGUAAUUAAUUAGAAAGGAGAAAAAUGAAUUCAGAUAUUAAAAUGAUUUCUUAAAAAUUGUAUAUUAUCACUAUAGCCUACUCCUUAAACUAGUCUAAAACAUUUUAAAAGUACAAAAAAACGAGAGCCUAUUAAAAUUAGAAAGAGAUUAUUGUGUAUACACACAGGGUUGCCAGGUGUCCAGUUUUGAACUGGACAAACCAGUAUUUGAGCAGACUGUCCAGGAUAAAAUAAAUAUAAAUACUGGACAAGUAUAUGAAUAAUACUCUGUUAACCCCCUUCUUCUGCUUUGCGGCAUACCUGAGAAGGGAAGGAUGGAAAGGUGUCCAGUAUUUUCGGAAAAGGUAUCUGGCAACCCUAUAUACACAUAACUGUUCAACCAAGUGAAUUGACCUAACUAUAAAUAAAACUUGACUUCUCUAUUUUUAUUUUAUUAUCUCCUGUGAUAUUCAAACCAUCUUGAUAUUCUAAAAUUAGACUCAUUUUUAUGACCCUCGCAGCGUUUACUUUCAAACCAUAAAAAUGAAAGUUGACUUUUUGUUGAUUUCUAAAAUAUGAACAUUUAUUUAUACUUUUUAAAAAUGAAUACAUUUCUGUAUUUUUUAUCAAAGGCAUUUAAUUAUUUGAAACAAUUAGAUUAAUAUUUGAAUGUGUGUCUUUUUUGUAAACGAAAAUAAAAUC
Molecule: messenger RNA, 1563 nt
Organism: Physella acuta
Lineage: Eukaryota; Metazoa; Mollusca; Gastropoda; Physidae
Source: RefSeq, a predicted model, not a curated record